AAACCAAUUACAUCCUAAACUCAACAAACACAAUUACAACUAUAAACAAUUCUACAAUUUCAACAAUUUAAACAAUUCCAACAAAAAAUCACUUAAACAACACUUAUCUACUAUACAUACAUACUUUUGGAUUUACAAACUCCAACAUAUUAGGGAGGAAAAAAAUACUAACCACCCACAAAUCAAUAAAACGAAUGCGCAAUCCAAACAGUGGAGGGGUGGUGUUGGUGGUGUUCACGGAGGUGGUGGUGGUGUUCGCGGAGGUCUGGCAGUGGAGAGCUGUUUUAUGGUCAAGGAGGGUGGCGGAGGGAGUGGUGGAAACCGGCAGUUAUGGGGGAACGGCGGCGGAGGAACGGAUUUGACCUGGAGUAGCAGAAGGAGUGGUGGAGACCGGAGGUGUUACGGUGGGGUUAUGGCAAAAGGGGGGACUGAAAAUGAAUUGAGGGAAAAAGGUCAACCACUUUUAUGACCUCGCUUGACUCGGAUUUGGCAAAUCUCUGCCCUUUUCUCUGAUUUUUUGAUGGCACAGAGAAACAUGCCAGACUUAGAUUUGGCAAAUCGUCCAAUUGCCAUUAAAAAAUUAACUUUUUAUUAAAAUUUCCAAACUUUUUGCUCAUCGACAUUGGGAAUCAAUACUUAACUAUGCCGCUUUGCUAAUGGCAUUUUUAUGGUUGACUCCCAAGCAACCACAACAUAUGUGUUGUUGAUUCAUCACCCAUCUAUUACUUCUCUUAGACGAUGCAAAGAGGCAAAGAGUGAAAUCAAAUCAAGUAGAAGUUCGUCCGAUUCUAGUUGCCCCAUAUUGGAAGAGUCUUUGGAUUAAGCAAAGAUUUGGAAAGGCUGCGACGAUUUGCUGGGAUGAGUAUUUUGGAUAAUGCUGAGGAUAAGCAAAGCCAAAAUCAACCUGUAAAAAUUUGGCUCAAGUGGCUUGAGGAGCUUGCUUAUGAGGCUAAUGAUGUUUUGGAGGAGUUGAACUACGAAAUUCUUAGUCUUGAGGUGAAAUCCAGCGACCAAUGUCAGGGGAAAAUGCGCUCUCUCUUCUUCUUCCAUCAACCUUGUCAUAGUGUUUCUUUUCGCCGGAGAAUGGCUCGUAAGGUUCGCGAUAUUAUCAUCAAGUUGGAAGACAUCAAUCUCCGAGGCAUUGAAUUCGGAUUGCAGCAGAGACUGGCAUCUUCAUUGCUUUCAACUACUGCUGUUGGAGACUCCAUAAGUCGAGAGACCGACUCUGUUGUUGCUCUUCGUGUUGUUGGAAGACAUGAUGAUUUGUUUAAAGUAACAGAUAUGUUGUUAUUGAAUUCUUCUGACAAUAUUCUUUCUGUUCUUCCCAUUAUUGGUAUGGGAGGAUUGGGGAAAACAACUCUGGCUAAACUAGACUCUUCAACCAUGAACAAAUCCAAGACCACUUUGAUGGAAAAAUUUGGGUUUGUGUGUCAGAUAAGAGAUUUGAUGGGAGGAGAGUUUUCAGGUUGAUAUUGGUACAACUUGGAGAAAGUGUUCAACCUGACACUAUGAGGAAGCUAUUGUGUUCAAGCCAUUUGGAAAAAAGGUGAGGGGAAAAGAUGUCUCUUAGUUUUGGAUGAUGUGUGGAAUGAAGAUUCACAAUAUGGUAUAACCUCAGCACAAUCAAUGAAAGAAGCUGGUGUCUUGUUGUGACCCGUAGAGUGUCAACAGGCAUUGUGGGUACACACUGUCAGUAUCGAUUAGGAAAACUACCGGAUUGGUUGUGGGUCGAUCUUGAAAGAAAAGGUAGCUGCAAGUGGAGAAGUAUCAGAGGAGUUAAACUGUGAUAAAGGAUCAAGUUACAAAACCAUGUGGUGGUCUACUGUUUGGUGCCAAAGUGCUUGAGAGUUUACUUUGUAUGCAGAAAAAAGGAGUGUUAUUGUGGAGAGAAAACUUUCACAACUUGUUGGAAACCAUCAAAGUAAUGCUAUGAAGAUAUUGAAUCUGAGUUUUGGUUAUUUGCCAUCUCCAUUCCUCAAGAAAUGUUUUAACUAUUUUUCAGGAGGAUGCCUGCAGAGGGGUUUCUUCUGCCAGGGUUCGGAAGUGAGACAAUGACGGAAAAAUUAGGCCAUCAGUAUCUCACAAUUUAGUACAAGGUUCCUCGUUGGCAAAUUCAAAUGCAUGGGUUACCUUGAUCUUUUCGGGCUGGAAAUGAUAACCUUGCCCGAGUCUCUUUGGAAGCUCUAUAAUUUACUGACACUAAAGAUAGGUCUAGGUAGAUCUUUGAAGGCUCUUCCUAAAGGGAUGAGCAAGUUGAUAAAUUCAAGGCAUCCUGAGUAUCUCAAUAAAAGGAUCCCAAAUUUCCGAUGCCGAUUGUAUUCAGACACUAACUUUCUUCAACAUAGGAGAAGGGAAAGGUCGUGUAUAAAAGAAAUUGGUUGCUCUUCAAGGAAGGAUUUUCUGUACACAAUCUUCGUCUAGUGAACCGGAGGAAGCCUUACAAGCAAAAUUGGGUAGUGUAGCAGUUCCAUUGGGGAAGCAAGGACGACCGUGAAGGCAUGCAUAUCUGCGAUGAAGUUGUGUUGGAAGGUCUUAAAACCCCAUAUGAAAUGGUGACAGUUAUCAAUUACAAGUUUUAUGGGUGAAAAUUUGACUAUGGUUUGAUAAUUUGUCAAUGCUGGUUAGAUUGAUUUUGGAAGAUUACAAGUGUUGAAUAGGGCUUGGUGACCUUCCAUGUCUUGAAGAUCUUGAACUUUCAGGACUAGAAAAUCUAAGUUACAUUGAGGCUUCAUUCAACGGCCUCCCUGAUGGAACAACAGGAUCCACAAAGUCACUAUCAGGAAGAAAAUUGUUCUUUAACAUACAGAAUUUGUUGGAAUGGAAGGAAGCAGAAGUAGCUGCAGAAGAAGCUUCCAUUGAUGGUAACAUUGUCUUUCCUAUGCUUGAGAAAUUGAUGAUUCAUGGUUGGUCGUUAGAUCACCACUCCAACUCACUUUGCAAACCUGAGGAAUUUGUGCAUUAGUAGUAAUGACCGUGCACAGACUGCGAGGAACAUCCUUAGCAAAGUAACUGGAGCAUUUAGGCUUACAAUAGUAGAAAUGGAUGGACUUGCUUCUGUUUCAGGAUUAGCAGUCCCAACAUAGGCAGGAAUCCAAAUUAAAAACAUUUAGUUUUGCAAAGUUUUCUGAGUGUGACACGCUUAUGGGGUUUUGGUACUUCUCUUCAGGAAUUGUGCCUAUCGGAUUGUGACAAUCUAUCGCCAAUUGCAGUCUAUACGCUCUCUCGUGGCAGUGAGGUGCUCAGGAAUUCUAAAGAUAGGUCCAUCUGAUUCUACUACGAUUUGAAUUGAACUGUCCUAUAUUGUUUGAUAACAACCAAAGGAUUUGGUCAUCUAACAAGCUUGUGUAAUUUAAGAAUUGGACCUGGAGCUCUUUGGGUUGCCUGACUUGGAGUCUCCAUUUCCUUUUUCAGAUCAACACUUGACUUCAUUGACUUCUUUCAAUCUCGAGAGCUUUGUAUUAUUAGAAGCUUUACGGAUUAGUUGCGGAGCGUGAAAUCUGUUGAAAACUAGAGGUAUGGAAUUGCCCCAAACUUCAACAUUUGCCCUUGGCGCCUACCAUAAGCCUCCUCACCAGAUUACAAAACCUGGGAGUUAAUAUUUUUCCUCUUUUGAAGGAAAGUUUAAGAGCAGAGAGAUCCUCAGACUCGGAAUUGUUCAAGAUAAAAUCUCAUAUUCCAGGCAUUACAUUGAUGGAAUACACAUACAUGAGGUGUAGCUAGAAUUUUGUGACAGUUUCUGCUUAGUCCUGUCUGGUUUCAAUGCAGUUUAGGUUACAGUUAUAUCAGAAGAUUUUGAUCAACUUCUGAAACAUUUCUUGAUGUAUGAUGAGUUUUCAUACCUUUAAAUUCGUAGAUGAUAAAAAUCUUUAUUUCACUGGUCAUGUAUAUUACUGGUUGUUUAUAA
Oldenlandia corymbosa var. corymbosa is the source of this 3904-nucleotide messenger RNA. NCBI's taxonomy places the organism in Eukaryota, Viridiplantae, Streptophyta, Magnoliopsida, Gentianales, Rubiaceae. The record is from the annotation of a GenBank genome assembly.